Molecule: messenger RNA, 3716 nt
Organism: Orcinus orca (killer whale)
Lineage: Eukaryota; Metazoa; Chordata; Mammalia; Artiodactyla; Delphinidae
Gene: CES4A
Product: carboxylesterase 4A
Exons: 8
Coding region: 1-1470 (489 amino acids)
Biological process (GO): postsynaptic membrane assembly; modulation of chemical synaptic transmission; neuron cell-cell adhesion
Cellular component (GO): cell surface; synapse; postsynaptic specialization membrane
Molecular function (GO): neurexin family protein binding; triacylglycerol lipase activity; sterol ester esterase activity
Source: RefSeq, a predicted model, not a curated record
AUGGAAGUCACUGGUGACCUGGACGAAAAUGGCUUUGGUGGCGGGUCGGGGACAGCUGCCUCAAAUGCUUAUAACCCCUGUUCUAGGCUGUGCCUUCAGGAGUCCUGGGGGCAGAUCACCUCCAUGUACUUCAACACACACAAAAAAUACACGUGGCUGCAUUUCAGUGAGGACUGUCUGUACCUGAAUGUGUACGUGCCAGUAGGAGCGCUCGGGGACCCUCUGCUGCCUGUGAUGGUCUGGUUCCCAGGACACGCCUUCCUCGUGGGCUCCGCUUCCACGUAUGAUGGCUCCAAAUUGGCAGCCCGGGAGAAAGUGGUGCUAGUGCUUCUGCACCACAGCCUCGGUGUCCCGGACUUCCUUAGCACAGGCGAUAGCCAGGCCCGCGGGAACUGGGCGCCGCUGGACCAGGUUGCAGCUCUGCGCUGGGUGCCGAAGAACAUCGCAGCCUUCGGCGGAGACCCAGGUUGGGCGACCUUGUUUGGCCAGUCAUCAGGGGCCAUGUGCAUCUCGGGACUGUGCGGGAGACGCAGCCCCUCGGCUGUGCCCGCGCUGACCGCAGCCCCGCAGCGCCGCCGCCGCCGCCUUCCCUGCCCGGCAGACAGCGCCAGCCGCCUGGGAGCCCCGGGGGACGCGCCGUCCGGCCUCCAGCCAACUGCAGUGAUGGAUCCAGGCGCCUGGCGUGGGGCCAGAGCCCGGGCGGACGCGAGGGCGCCGGGAGCUGCAACUCGCCACCGCUGGGUGGUGGGGGCUUUGGGAGACCCAAGAGACAUCAAGCUUGCCCUCCAGAAGCCCUCAGGCUGUGGGCAGAAGCUCCAGGGGCUUGGCUGGGAUCCCAAGCUAAUGGAAACUCUGCUGUCCAGGGAGGCUUCAGGACGGCUAAAAGAGGAACCGGGCCCAGAGCUGGAGGACCAGUCCUGUAAGCCUGGGAGAGAGCACGGCCUCUACCCUGAGGUACUGGGGAGCCAAGGGAAGGACAUGUCCUGGUCAGGCUUAUCUUCCAGGAGGUUACAGAGUACAGAGCAACUGGAGGAGGAGAGGGAAGAAGUGGGGAGGCCGGGGGAGGGUGGUGCAGAACUGGACAGUGAGUUCUGGACAUGGAACAGAGCAAACAAUUUCAUAAAGCAGAUGGGCGAGGUCAACUCUGAACACCCCCUCUCCCCCAUCCAUAGGUGGGCCCCUGGCUCAGAGCUCUCCCACCCAGCCCAGCCUGGGAACUCAUGUGAACCCUCCGCAGGGCCUGGGGUAUCUCUGCCCCAACCAAGUGGGACCAGGAAAAGCCCCAAGAGGGAGUCCAGUCCAAGGAGCAGCUCUUCUGGCCUGAGGGAAGGACUAGUAGCUUCCAGGGCCUUCCAAAGACCCCAGACCCAAGACUCCAAAACGCUGGCCCUGCUGCUGGGGCUCUCACCAUCUGGUGGGGACACCACCAUGAGUUUUUUGCUCCUGAAUCAUGGGAUUCUACAGUGCUAGGAAAGGCUGCUGAUGGACAGGGGACUUGGGUUUGAAUACAACUGUUCCUUCUGCUCUGUGAUCUCAGACACUCGGUGGGCCUCUCUGAUCCUCUCUGCCAGGAGGAAUUCUGACCUUGCCUGCCUUCUAGGUGACCACUACAUCUAUAAUCCUCAGCAUAUCUGGAAAAAGAAUAACUUUUCGAAGAGGGAGGAUGGAACCAUAUCCAAACAACUGUUGGUAGUGGGACCAAGGCAGCAGGGAAACAGUCUGGAUGUGGACCUCAUUCUGGUGGCACAGACUCCCUCCCACUUCCAGGUAUUAUGGAAGCCAGAAGAGCUGUUGCAAGACACACCUCCAGGGAGCACCAUUUACCUGGUUUACAGUGUGAAUGAGCCCCAGGAUGUUACCUGAGCUCCAUGCCCUACCUCCUCUGAACUUGCCACCUACACGCACAAGUACAACACCCAUGCCUCAGAGAAGGCUCUGAUGGGAUCUCUUGGUUACCACCUAACCCAAAGCAUCCACACUGGACAGUCUUUGCAGCUCCGUCCUCCCCUCCAGCCUGUCCAUGUUUACCUUCAGCUCCCAGACCUGGUCCAGCCACCAGGCCAGCCAGAUUAUGUGAAGCAGAAUCCUUUGAAGGGGCUGUGGAUGUAGCAGACCCCAGAGCCACAGGGAAUCCCUUCCAGGGCCACUCUGACCCUGGCACUGCCACUGUCUCUGGCUCAGCUACAAAAGGAGGCACACCACAGGCAGCUAUCCUCUGCUGUAGGAGAUCAUUAACUCCCCAGCCUUGUUAAGCCAGCUUCCUUUUCCAGGCCCUUCUUAGCUCAUUUUAUGUUGGUUUUUUUUUUUUUUUUUUGAGGGGGUUUCUUUUGGCCACAGUGUGCGGCAUGUGGGAUCUUAGCUCCCUGACCCAGGAUCGAACCGACGCCCCCUGCAGUGGAAGCAUGGAGUCUUAACCACUGGAUGGCCAAGGAAGCCGCCUCAUUUUAUGAUAUUUUGACUGGACCUUGUAUGGACUCAAGUUGUUAUCCAGUUCUUCCCUUGAUGGCCAACAUUUACAGCUGGAUUUUUAUCAAAGUAUGAAGUUGUACAAAUCCUAGAAUUUCAUAGCUAGAAAGGACCUUAAAGAUUGUCAUAGCCACCAUGCUUUGAGAGUUUAUAACUUUGUGUCAGACACUUUGUACAGAUGUUUUUGGCUGCCCAGUAUAUCCUUUCCUUUUCCUAUGACAUCACCCUGUCCACAGAGAUUCACAGUGUCCACACUUCAGGGAUGAGCACGUAACCCAAAUUUGGCCUAUUAAAGUCAAUCCCAAGAUUUUUGUGGGAAUAUCAGGAAAGAGUAGUCCUUACCUCUUGAAGGUGAGUCAGCAUGUGAAUGAAGCUAAAACAUAACAAAGAGACCGAGAGAAAGAGAGACAGACAGACAGACAGAGACAGAAAGAGAGACAGAGACAGAUUUCUGGUUUCAGUGCUUGAACACCUGGAUCUAGCCAUGCCUGAACCAAGAAUUUUCAAUUAAAUGAACUGAUACAUUUCCUUUUUUUGUGGAAGUUAGUUUUAAUUGGGUUUUUGUCACUUGAAGCCAAAACAGUCUUGACAAGUAUGAGUAGAUGUCUCUGUCCUCAAUUUUUUGAUUAGAAAUCUGAGGAACCAGCUAACUCUGGGUUCUCAGGCAAGUCACUAAAGCUCUCUGACAUCAGGUUGCUCUGACAAAGAUUGAAAGGACUGAAUUUCUUCAACUUCAGGACUCCUUUGCUCUCCUGGGAUCUCUGGAGCUACCUGGCCACAUGCCCUUAAAAGAAUCAAUCACUUGUUCUGAGUCUCAAUUUUCUGAGCUACAAAAUAGGACAGUCAUUCCUUCCCUCCUUACCUUGGGAGAGUCCAGUGAGAAAGUGUUUGGAAAAUUGCUUGUACUAAAGCAAAUGUUAUGUAGUGUGCAUAUUAUACAAAGGAGGAAUCUCAGCUCAUACCAGACAACCGUUGUCCCAAAAUGGCUCAUAUCUCUUCCAAAACAGUUUUUUAACACUUUUAAAAAUAAAACUUAAGACAUUAACACAUAUUUAUAAAGAAGGCUUACCCACAGCAUCUCAUUGGGCAGGAUCUAGCUCAGGACAGGCCCAGGUAAAGUAAGGGAUAUGGCACUGAGUGAAGCUUGCUUGGGAAUCACUCUUUGUCACAGCUGAGCUCUCUAGGAAGCUUUACCUUCAGGCUGUUUUUUGUUUUGUUUUGUUUUAAUAAAUUUAUUUAUUUUUUGAGGC